AAUUAAUAAAUAAAUAAUUCUCUUUCACGCCAACUUCCUCGUUCAACGCUGUUACCAAGGGAACAGCGCCCCACCCACUGAAAGGCGUUGACCAAUGACGUGCCUGUGUUAUAAAACAUUAUUUUUGCACGUGUGAGAAGGCUUAUGCGGGCUAUUUCUGGCAUAAUUAUUCGCUGUAGUUUAGAAGUUAGAAGAUUUUCCGUCAUCAUGUCCGAGAAUAAAAGGAACCUGAAGCGCAAAGGAAAGCCGAUGAAAGGCCUGGAGAAGCUCGCAGCAGCCCGGGGAGCGGAGAGAGGAGAGAGGUGGCUGCAGGAGAAAGUGGCGGAGAUGCGGAGAAACUCAGCUGAGUGUAAAUUCAACACGAAGCGUCUCCGGUUCCUGUCUGACGCCAAGAAAGUGAGACAGGGCUGCGGGGCGGUGCUUUACUGGAUGGUCCGGGAUCAGAGAGUGCAGGAUAACUGGGCCCUGGUUUACGCUCAGCAGCUCGCCCUGGAAGAGAAUUUGCCUCUCCACGUGUGUUUCUGUCUCGUGCCACGGUAUUUAGAGGCGACUUAUCGCCAAUACGCCUUCAUGCUCAGGGGACUGCAGGAAGUGGCCAAGGAGUGUACAAGUCUUUGUAUUCAAUUCCAUCUCCUGCGUGGCGAGCCCGAGCUGACGCUGCCUGGUUUUGUGAAACACUGGGACAUCGGUGCCGUCGUGACUGAUUUCAACCCUCUCCGUCUUCCACUGCAGUGGACUGAACGUGUGAAAAAGGAGCUUCCGCCUGAUGUCCCCUUCAUUCAGGUCGAUGCCCAUAACGUGGUGCCGUGCUGGGGGGCAUCGAAUAAACUGGAGUAUGCAGCCAGAACCAUCCGGGGGAAAAUCACCAAACUCCUCCCAGAGUUCCUCACCGAGUUUCCUCCAGUGGACAUGCACCCUCACCCGUCCACCAAAGCGGCAAAGAAGGUGGAUUGGGAGAAAGUGAUGUCAUCACUGGAGGUCGACCGCAGCGUUGGGGAGGUUUUGUGGGCACAGCCGGGAACAGCGGGAGGUGUCGCCAUGCUUGAGUCGUUUAUAGACCAGCGGCUGCGUAUUUUUGCCUCCGAGAGGAACAACCCGAACGCCAGUGCGCUCAGCCAGCUCUCACCCUGGAUCCACUCGGGUCAGUUAUCAGCUCAGCGUGUGCUGUUGGAGGUGAAGCGUUGGGGGAAACACUCGACCGAGUCAGUGUCCUCCUUCACAGAGGAGCUGUUAGUACGCAGGGAGCUCUCCGAUAACUUCUGCUUCUACAACGACAACUACGACAACAUCAACGGUGCGUAUGAUUGGGCGAAGAAGACGCUGCAGGAUCACGCUAAAGACGCUCGGCCUUAUCUGUACACACGAGAGCAACUGGAAAACGCAGACACACACGACCAGCUGUGGAACGCUGCACAGAGGCAGCUUAUGUUAGAGGGGAAGAUGCACGGUUUCAUGCGCAUGUACUGGGCUAAGAAGAUCCUGGAGUGGACAGCUUCACCCGAGGAGGCGGUGAACAUCUCCAUCUAUCUGAACGACCGCUACGCGCUGGAUGGCUGUGACCCGAACGGAUACGUGGGCUGCAUGUGGUCCAUCUGUGGGAUUCAUGAUCAGGGCUGGGCGGAGCGGCCCGUUUUCGGUAAAGUGCGCUACAUGAAUUACGCAGGCUGCAAGCGCAAGUUCGAUGUGGGCCAGUUCGAGAGGAGGUACGCUGGGAAGAAGGCCUGAGACACACACACACACACACACACCUUCAUUAGGGCUUUUAGAAGAUUUGUGUUCAAGUUGCUCUAGUGUUCACUUGCAUUCUGUCAUUUUGAUUCAGUGUGAGUUUUAUUUUCUGCUAAAACUGUCAGCAUGUGUAUCUAUUAAACCCGCUGUAUUAACAUUCUUUAUUAAACAUCAGGAAAAAGGUGAGAGAUGUUAGUGACGGUUUAUCUAGCGCUAACUGGAUCAGUGUAAUUAACAUGUAUUUGUGUUACGGUUGAUGCUAACACUGUCUAAUAUCACCUGUAUGACAAGUCUAUGAACAGAAUAACUUUCAUGCUUACAGCAAUCGUAAGAAAAUAAGCCACCCAUGUAGAGUCAUUUCCUUUCAUAGAUUUAGGGAUUUUUAUGGAACAAUAGUUUCAUUUUCUUCUUGGUUAAUAGACUGUAGAGGGUAAAAGUUAAUAAAACAUAAAAAACAACUUUAAUAUAUAUAUUUUUAAAAGUAAAUCUCAAAACCUUGAACAACUUUUGACUGUCAUCAAAUAUAUAAGCACCUAAAUGUUUGUUUUUUCUUCUGUUUUUCUAAUAAAUUUGUUUCACAGUU
Molecule: messenger RNA, 2311 nt
Organism: Ictalurus punctatus (channel catfish)
Lineage: Eukaryota; Metazoa; Chordata; Actinopteri; Siluriformes; Ictaluridae
Gene: cpdp
Product: CPD photolyase
Exons: 9
Coding region: 145-1725 (526 amino acids)
Biological process (GO): photoreactive repair
Molecular function (GO): deoxyribodipyrimidine photo-lyase activity
Source: RefSeq, a predicted model, not a curated record